AUUCCGUAGCUUGACCACGGCCUUCUUCCGAGAUGCUAUGGGCUUCCUGCUGUUGUUUGACUUGACCAAUGAGGACUCUUUGCUCAACACUCGCAACUGGCUCACACAGUUACAGACGCACGCCUACUGUGAGAACCCAGACGUGGUCCUAUGUGGCAACAAGUCGGACCUCGAGGACCACCGCCGUGUCUCAGAGGACAGAGCCCGGGACAUGGCCGAAAAGUUUGGACUGCCUUACUUUGAGACGAGCGCAGCCACGGGUCAGAACGUGUCCAAGGCCGUAGACUGUCUCCUGGAUAUGGUGAUGAGUCGCAUGGAGCAGUGCGUGGACCAAUCACAGCUGCCCGACGUGGACAACGGUCAGCCCAGGAACAGAGCCUCGCUGACACAGCGGCCAGGGGGGUCCCAAUCUGCUGGUGGGGAGGGCUGUUCUUGUUGAGGGGGCGGUCGGUCAUUGUGGGUGUGUGUGUGUGGGACUCUGUGUGUGUGUGUGUGUGUGU
This is a messenger RNA of Aplysia californica (California sea hare), 500 nucleotides long. RefSeq names its product ras-related protein Rab-27A. Gene Ontology annotation, molecular function: GTPase activity; GTP binding. The record is from RefSeq and is a predicted model, not a curated record. Gene Ontology annotation, biological process: melanosome transport; positive regulation of exocytosis. Gene Ontology annotation, cellular component: melanosome; secretory granule. Lineage: Eukaryota; Metazoa; Mollusca; Gastropoda; Aplysiida; Aplysiidae.